AGAAUCCCAGAGCUUGUCUUCUGAGCAGCCAUGGGACGCCCAGGCUUCGCAUUUCCUCCAAUGUUUUUCUUCCUUGGACUGUUCUGGUUUCUACCACCAGCAAGCGUCCAGAGGACAAACACAAUUGGCACAUGUCAGACUGAGACUCUGGGAAGAGAAUUCAUCACCUCCUACAUGGACGACUGUGGGAACUCUAGUCAAUUUGAAGUGCAAAUUACUGGUUACUUUGCCUUCACUUCAGUGUCUGUUUCCAUCUCCAAUUACACGGGUGAUGGGGGAAGGUUUGAGGAGAAGAUUAUGGUAAAUCGGGGAGAGAUGGUGCGGGUCAGCCUACCAGAGUCAGUGGGAAUUAAGGGUGUUAUCAAGUUCUCCAAGGUGGUCCUAGUCAAGGCUGACAAAGAUAUCUCAGUAGUGUCUGUCAGCAACAAAGAUGUGAACCCUGAGACCACUGUGCUGUAUCCUGUCUCCUGCUUGGGAAAUGAACACUACAUAGUUACUCCCCCUACAGAAUCCUUAGAUAGUUACCCAGAGUUCUCUGUUAUGACAUACGAAGACCGCAACCUUGUGACGGUCCAUGUGAAAGGCAAGUUACGUUAUGGAACACGGGUCUACUCCACUGGUGACACACUGAAAAUUAUACUCCUUGCUUUCCAAGGCUACCGGUUACAAGGCAUAGCAAAUGUGUCUGGCACCAGGAUUGUCUCAGAAAAGCCAGUGGCUGUCUUGGUUGGCCAGGUGUGUUUCUGUACUAGCACAAAAUGCAACCAUGUCUUUGAGCAGCUCCUACCAGUUUGCAGCUGGGGUACAACAUACAUCAUUCCUCCCUUACCCUGGCAGAAAGUAGAUGAAAUAGUCUACAUCACUGCUUCCCAGAGCACAACUGUGUUGUAUCAGCUAGGGGAACAGGCAGAGACUGUUACUCUAGCAGGAGGCAGUGUACUCCAGCGUCCUGUCAAGCCCUCGAUCCCAGUCUACAUCUCUGCUAAUGUGGGCAUCCAGGUGGUGUUCUACAGCGUGGGCGCAGCUAUCCCUAAUUCCUCCCACGCCUUCCUGAUGAAUGUUCCAGAUGUUGCCAGUUACUGCCGGAUGUAUUCUAUAAAUGCCCAGGAGGGCUUCGAGAACUUUGCCUUGAUGGUGGCCAAUACAGCAGAGACUGGCGCCAUCAUCCUAGACAAUCAGCCUGUAAGGGAUGUGGUGUGGAACCGAGUCUCUGGCACUGAGUUCGUUUGGAGCAUGCAUAUGCUUGCACCUGCCAUCAGAUCCCAUGCUGUGGAACAUCCCAGCUCUCCAUUUGCGCUCCUGAGUGUUGGCACUGCCGCCAUGGACAGCUAUGGGAUUCCAGGUUCCUGCAGGGAGGAUGUUACCUUUAAAUGCCAGACUGAGACUCUAGAGAUAAAAGAGCAGAUGGAGAUGUGCAAAGAUGUCUUUCUGCAGGGGAGCACCAGUGAAUUUUGCUCCUUCGUGAAUUCAACCUUAGUGAAUUUGGAGACCAUGUGUGCCCAGGACAGAGCAGUAUCGCUGCAGGAAGUUGCUGGCCCCUUUGGUUCCUUCCUGAAUAGCUUCACUCUCAGUGCUGGUGGGAACGAGAACAAGAGGGAAAUUGCCUCCACCAUGACGUUCCUCCUGCAGAGUGUGGAAUUGGCUGCACUGACAGCUGCUUUGAUGUCUCCGGAGAUCACGACCCAGACCGUGACAACAGAGUCUAUGGCAAUCAAGACGCUCCUCGUUGUCCCGGCUGCUGGUCCCUGUGAUGAUGUCUUCAGGCUGAGAGCUCAGGAGGAGACAAUGGACAUUCACUGCGAUACGAUCACCAGAGCAGCCACAGAAGAUUCUGUGGCUGUUGCUUUUAUUUCUUACUCCACCCUGGACUCCAUCAUUGACAAGAGAUUUCUCAACGAGGGAGAUCUAAUGGCUGAUGAGAAAUUGAGGAAUUUUCACCUGAAUUCCAGGGUGGUGAGUGGGGCUGUCAGAGAUGGGAGGCUCAUGAACCUCUCCAAACCUGUGAACUUCACCCUGCGCCAUAGACAGGCAAAGAAAGAGGAGGAAGAGGCUCUCUGUGUUCACUGGAAAUUCAUCGCUGGGAAAGGCACCUGGACUCCAGACGGCUGCACCGCUCUGUACACGAACAGCACUCACACCAUUUGUAGCUGUAACCAUCUCUCCAGCUUCGCACUCCUUAUGGGUCUCUCACCGGAGUGGAGGUAUCUCACUGUCAGACUCAGAUCAAAGGGCUGGACUCUGAGCUCCUUACUCAAGUAGAAUCAGUGGGAAUUUUGACGGAAUGAAUGCUGAGUAGGAACCUCAGAGUAUAAUCCAUGGCCAGGGCAGGCUGCAAAAAGGAGAGCAGAUUCCCCUAAAACUGCUGGUUAACUCUGUAGUUAGAAUCACCAACCAGUCACAAUCUGUGCUCCGGAUCCCCCACACUGGUUAUCGAGAAGCUGAAAAAAAGAAAUCCCUUAGCCCCCUUUAUUGCAUUCCAGUUUCUGGCCCCCAAUCAGCAGAUAGGUCCAGUAAAGUGAGAAGUUACUUAAAACUCUAUUCACUUAACAAAAUGUUCCUCUGAUCCCCAAAGGGGCAGCCACAUUGCCAGGGCAAUAUUAGUUUGGAUUAGUGUGGAAAAUACCACACUGCCAGCCAGUCCUUUAGUAUCUAAAACUAGUGGUUUUAUUAUACAUGAAAAAAAAAGAAAAGAGAGCUGUUAAAUGAUCAGAGCAAUCUGAUACAUAUGACUUCAAGGUCCAAAUAUCAGGUUCAUAGCAGUGUUGGCGAGUUUUCUGGCUUGUAAAGUCCCUCUGGAACACACCCAAAGCUUAGAGAGGGUCUAUCAGACCUUUGUCCGUUUGUAGAGAAGUUACUGCAGAGGUGAGAUGCAGGAUUGAAGACAUAUGGAGGUGAUGCAGCUGCCUUUUUAUAUCCUUUUCCAUAUGGUUUGUACUUCCUCUAUCCCAUACACAAGCUUACAGCACAUGGGCAUGGAAAGAUACUUAGAGUCCCCUGUCCAUAGGCAUGUCCCUACAUGUCCUGCUGACUCAUGGGCAUAGCCCCUGGCUUCUCUCAAUGGGUCCAUUGUAGAGCUUAGCGGUUCUCAAACUUUAGCAACCCAA
This is a messenger RNA of Chrysemys picta bellii (western painted turtle), 3104 nucleotides long. The record is from RefSeq and is a predicted model, not a curated record. Lineage: Eukaryota; Metazoa; Chordata; Testudines; Emydidae.